Molecule: messenger RNA, 1401 nt
Organism: Candidula unifasciata
Lineage: Eukaryota; Metazoa; Mollusca; Gastropoda; Stylommatophora; Geomitridae
Source: the annotation of a GenBank genome assembly
AUGGAUCUGGACAAUGUUCUCCUUGUUACCGAUUCCUACAAGGUCACCCACCACUUACAGUACCCGCCCAACACAUCAACGGUGUGCUCAUACUUUGAAAGUCGUGGGGGCAAGUUUCCAGAAACUGUAUUUUUUGGGCUGCAGUAUAUCCUGAAACGAUGGCUUGUAGGGCCUGUUGUUACAAAAGAGAAGAUUCAAGAAGCCAAGGAAAUUUUCAAGCUACAUUUUGGUCAAGAUCUCUUCAAUGAAAAAGGGUGGAAUUACAUUUUGGAGCACCAUGGUGGCUACCUACCAUUAAGGAUAAAGGCCGUCCCUGAAGGCACAGUGGUUCCUACCAGAAAUGUCCUGUUCACCGUAGAAAACACAGACCCAAAAUGCUACUGGCUGACAAAUUACUUUGAGACCUUGCUCGUCCAGUCCUGGUACCCGAUGACUGUUGCAACUAAUUCUCGUUACCAAAAAUUAAUUAUUGCGAAAUAUUUAAAUGAAACAGCUGACAGUUUGGCUGGACUUCCAUUCAAGCUACAUGACUUUGGUUUUCGAGGUUGUACAAGUGUUGAGCAAGCUGGUAUUGGUGGAGCUGCACAUCUUGUCAAUUUUAUGGGCACAGACACGAUUGCUGCUCUUUGUGUUGCCCGUAAAUACUACGGAUGUGAGAUUGCUGGAUUCUCCAUCCCAGCAGCUGAACACAGUACCAUUACAACUUGGGGAGAAGAUGGAGAAAAAGAUGGAUUCAAGAACAUGCUAAAUAAGUUCCCCAGCGGCGGGGUUUCUUGUGUGAGCGACAGCUACAAUAUCUGGAAUGCUUGUGAGAAGCUGUGGGGCCAGGAACUGAAGGAUGAAGUCAUGUCAAGAGCAGACAAUGGAGCACUUGUUAUUCGACCAGACUCUGGUAACCCCAAGGAAGUGGUUGUCAAGGUGCUGGAUAUACUGGGUGACAAAUUUGGGACAACCUUCAACUCUAAAGGUUACAAAAUGCUGCCGCCUUAUUUACGUAUCAUGCAAGGGGAUGGAAUUUCUUUGGAGACCCUAGAAGCCAUCUUGGAAAUCUUAAAACAGAAUAAAUGGAGUACAGAUCUGGUUACAUUUGGCAGUGGUGGGGCCUUGCUGCAGAAAUUAGACAGGGAUACCCAGAAGUGUGCCUUCAAGUGCAGCUACGCAGUCGUCAAUGGAAAGGAGGUGAAUGUAUUCAAAGACCCAAUAACAGACAGAGGUAAGAGAAGUAAGAAAGGCCAGUUAACGCUUGAAAGGCAGAAUAAUGGUUUCAUCACCAAAGAGGAAGGAACCGGAGACCCGGCCAAGGAUGUUCUUCAGGUUGUGUUCGAGAAUGGAAAGUUGGUGAAAGAGUUCUCAUUUAGUGAAGUACGGAAAAACGCAGAGAUUGAUCUACUGAAAAAUUAA